Messenger RNA from Helobdella robusta, 207 nucleotides. RefSeq lists its product as hypothetical. The transcript has a single exon. Lineage: Eukaryota; Metazoa; Annelida; Clitellata; Rhynchobdellida; Glossiphoniidae. Gene Ontology annotation, cellular component: nucleus. Gene Ontology annotation, biological process: regulation of transcription by RNA polymerase II. The record is from RefSeq and is a predicted model, not a curated record. The annotation marks the transcript as partial. Gene Ontology annotation, molecular function: RNA polymerase II cis-regulatory region sequence-specific DNA binding; DNA-binding transcription factor activity, RNA polymerase II-specific.
CAGCGUAAGAAACGCAAACCGUACACCCGAUAUCAAACUAUGGUCCUAGAGAACGAAUUCGUCGGUAACUCCUACAUUACGAGGCAGAAGAGAUGGGAGAUCUCAUGUAAGCUACAUCUCUCUGAAAGACAAGUCAAGGUUACUUAUUAUUAUUAUUAUUAUUAUUAUUAUUAUUAUUAUUAUUAUUAUUAUUAUUACUAUUACUAG